UAAAAUACAAAGAAGAAGAAGACGAAGAAGUGUUGCCCACAUGCAUGGUAGUGCGUUCACACACAGCGCUUGAGGAGUGAGAAGAAGUGCGACUUUUGCGUCGAGGCGGUCGUUAAGCAGCUAUCAUGAAACCAGGAUUCAGUCCUCGUGGGGACAGAGGAGGAAGAGGAGGGGGUGGAGGGUUUCGUGGGGGGAGAGGAGGAGGAGGAGGAAGAGGAGGCUUUGGUGACCGGGGAGGAAGAGGAGGAUUCAGAGGAGGAAGAGGCGGAGGGUUCAAGUCCCCUGAAGGUGGAUUCAGAGGGCGAGGGGGAGGCAGGGGCACCCCAAGGGGCAGAGGAGGCCGGGGGGGCAGAGGAGGCUUUGGAGGAGGGAAGAAGGUGUUAGUGGAGCCACACAGACAUGAAGGGGUGUUUAUCUGCAGAGGGAAGGAGGAUGCCUUGGUGACAAAAAACAUGGUGGUGGGAGAGUCUGUUUAUGGAGAGAAGAGGAUCAGUGUAGAGGAAGGAGAGAUGAAGACUGAAUACCGGGCCUGGAAUCCCUUUCGGUCUAAGCUGGCAGCGGCCAUUUUAGGGGGUGUAGACCAGAUCCAUAUUAAACCGGGGGUGAAGGUCAUGUACCUUGGAGCCGCCUCUGGGACCACAGUCUCACAUGUUUCUGACAUUGUUGGACCGGAAGGGCUGGUCUAUGCUGUAGAGUUUUCCCAUCGAUCAGGUCGUGACCUUCUCAAUGUGGCAAAAAAACGAACCAACAUCAUUCCCAUCAUUGAAGAUGCCCGUCACCCACACAAAUACCGCAUGUUGGUUGGCAUGGUGGAUGUCAUCUUUGCUGAUGUUGCCCAGCCAGACCAGACAAGAAUUGUUGCUUUGAAUGCUCACAACUUCCUGAAGAACGGGGGACACUUUGUCAUCUCUAUCAAGGCCAACUGUAUAGACUCCACAGCAGCUCCAGAAGCAGUGUUUGCCUCAGAAGUGAAGAAGAUGAGUGCUGAAAACAUGAAACCACAGGAACAGCUCACACUGGAGCCCUAUGAGAGAGACCAUGCUGUAGUGGUGGGCGUCUACAGAUGUCUCUGCACGGCCCUGCCACAGACCACCUCCUAAAAACAAGAAAUGAAACCUGAAAGAAAGCUCAGGACAGCUUGAGAUCAUCACCACACCCUGGCAUUGUCUGCUGCUCCACUCUCCACCUUGACCUGUCUAUAGACUGUUGCAGGCAGGGAAAACACCACCAGCUAAAUGUGGACAUAAUUUGGUCAUAGUUUUUCUAUUUUCUGAGCUCUUGGGACAGUUAACUCACUGCUUGGCUGUUUUUCACUAUUGCUGAUAAAAGCUGGGGUCACACUACACGGUGAGGAUGACUAUAACCACAAUGUGGCAUCCUGAUUGGGUUGAUUGGAUUAUGAUGAGUGACUCUCUAAUUCAGCUGGUUAAGUGUGUCUUCAUGUAGGGUUCUGAAAAGUAUCAUUUUUGUGAAAAGAAAAACAAAAACAGCGGUUAAGUGAGAUGUCCUGUCUUUUCAGUGUUUAGUCAUGCAGUGUGUCUGAAUGUUGCUGUCGUGGCAGGAAAGCGGUGGUACAACAAGGAAUCAGAUGGAUGAGACGCAGGUAUCAGAUGGGGGUAUUUUCUUUAUUGACAAACGUAGAUCAGAGACAAUUCUUCGGAAAAGCCCACGUCCCCGAACGGGACGCCUCCUUUUAUACAGUAGUUGUUUUGACCAAUAUCAUGUCACAUUUUUCAUCCAUG
This is a messenger RNA of Myripristis murdjan (pinecone soldierfish), 1742 nucleotides long. Its product is annotated as rRNA 2'-O-methyltransferase fibrillarin-like. Bases 126 to 1100 code for a protein of 324 amino acids. Lineage: Eukaryota; Metazoa; Chordata; Actinopteri; Holocentriformes; Holocentridae. The record is from RefSeq and is a predicted model, not a curated record. Gene Ontology annotation, molecular function: RNA binding; rRNA methyltransferase activity; histone H2AQ104 methyltransferase activity. Gene Ontology annotation, cellular component: nucleolus; small-subunit processome; box C/D methylation guide snoRNP complex. The transcript is spliced from 9 exons. Gene Ontology annotation, biological process: rRNA methylation; box C/D sno(s)RNA 3'-end processing.